Rubroshorea leprosula is the source of this 2507-nucleotide messenger RNA. The record is from the annotation of a GenBank genome assembly. NCBI's taxonomy places the organism in Eukaryota, Viridiplantae, Streptophyta, Magnoliopsida, Malvales, Dipterocarpaceae.
UUUGUAGUUAAAAAAAAAAACAGUUCGCAAAAAAAUUACCAAACGCACAAAUAUGUAAAAGUAGUACAGAACUAUAUGAAAAAAAUUCUUAACCACAACCUCAAACGCAUCCUAAAUCAAUUUUCACAUAUUUUAAAAUUAAUUUCUUUUUAAAUGAUCUCAAAGUUCAACCCCAUUUUCUGAAGCUUGAGGGGGAAGUGAAAGAUGGGAGCUUGAUUAUGUGUUUAUGAUGCCUUUUAUUAUGAUGGUAAUGAGUCUUUUGACCAUAGAAAGAGAUCAGGAUAAAGAAAAGGGAAAGGAACAGGGAGGGGCAUGUUCGUGUGUUCAAUAAAGAGAGUAUUGUUGCUUGUGAUUUUUCAAUGAGGGAGAACUUGAGUACCAUCUUCCUUUCUUUUGUUGGUUCCUUUCUUUAUCCUUUUUCACACCUUCCAUGUGCAACCUAGGUGUAAUGUGGCUAGAAGGGUGCUUGUCACCAGUGAAUUAGAGUGUGGGGGGUUUCGGUAUCAUUCAUUCCUUUUUUGUUCUUUUGAGGGUUCUGUUGUUCGUGGGUUUGUUCUCUAAAGGGGGUUUACAGGAUGCCUAUGUUUGAGCCCUCAAGGAGGGAUGCUGUUGUUGCUGGCUUUGAUGGUAGCGGGGAUGGGCAGGUUCUAGAUCUGGAUACUGCCGUGAAGGAUGGAGUUUUGGGUGGUGUUGGUGGUGGAGUUGUUGGUGCUGCUGUUGGUGAAAAACUGGAUCUGAAGAAGAUGGUUGAAGAGCUUGAUUUACCUGAGAUUCCUUCUGUGUUUAUCUGCCCAAUCUCACUCGAGCCAAUGCAAGACCCUGUUACGCUUUGCACGGGUCAAACCUAUGAGAGGUCUAACAUUCUCAAAUGGUUCAGUUUGGGGCACUAUACUUGCCCCACAACUAUGCAAGAGCUUUGGGAUGAUUCUGUUACCCCAAAUAGGACCCUUUAUCAUUUGAUUUAUACUUGGUUCUCACAGAAGUAUUUGCUCAUGAAGAAGAGGUCGGAGGAUGUGCAGGGAAGGGCAAGCGAGCUUCUUGAUACCUUGAAGAAGGUUAAGGGUCAAGCUAGGGUUCAGGCAUUGAAGGAGCUACACCAAGUUGUUUCAUCACAUGCUACUGCUAGGAAGGCGGUGGUUGAUGAAGGUGGGAUUGCUGUGAUUUCAUCAUUGCUGGGCCCCUUUACCUCCCACGCAGUAGGUUCGGAAGCAAUUGGGAUUCUUGUAAAUUUGGAACUUGAUUCAGAGUCCAAAGGCAAUCUGAUGCAGCCUGCGAAGAUUUCAUUGAUGGUGGAUAUGUUAAAUGAAGGUUCAAUUGAGACAAAGAUCAAUUGUACACAUUUGAUUGAGAAAUUGAUGGAAGACAAGGACUUUCGAGCAGAGGUUGUCUCCAGCCAUAGCCUGUUGGUUGGGCUAAUGCGACUGGUGAAGGAUAAGAGGCACACCAAUGGAAUUUUGCCUGGGCUUAGCCUCCUCAGAUCUAUAUGCCUGCAUAAAGAAGUUAGGGGCUUGAUUGUGAGCAUUGGAGCUGUUCCUCAAUUGGUUGAAUUGUUGCCUUCUUUGGAGCCUGAUUGCUUGGAAUUGAUCCUUUUCAUAUUGGAUAUGCUAUCUUCUCUGCCAGAGGGAAUAGUUGCACUGAAGGAUUGUCCAAACACAAUUCCAAACCUGGUGAGGCUACUAAUGAGAUUCUCAGAAAACUGUACUCAAUAUGCAUUGUCCAUUUUAUGGUCUGUAUGCAAACUUGCCCCAGAGGAAUGUUCAUCAGUUGCUGUAGAGGCUGGGCUAGGAGCAAAGCUGCUCCUGAUUCAAUGUGGUUGCAAUCCUGUCUUAAAGCAAAGGUCUGCAGAACUGUUGAAGUUAUGUAGGCUAAAUUAUACAGAUACCAUCUUUAUUUCCAAGUGCAAGCUUACAAGGACAAUUCAAUGAGGAGGAAGUUUUACUUGGUCUAAUAUGCACAACGUGUUAGCUGCCAGGACAUAGGACACGUAGGGCCUGCCAAAUUCAUUGCAGUGGAUGCUCCAAGAACAAACAUCCACGUGGAUGAAGAUUUGAGGUAUGGCCUAGCUCACCUGAAUAUAUAAUUAGGCACUUCAAUUCCAGCAAUUGAUUCAAAUGCUUGAGGCAAAAUCAUAAUGCGGACAUGAAAACACCUUGCAUGCUGCAAUGAAAUCAUGUGGGUUCUCUUGCAAAUAUCUCCAUAAAUAAACCCCGGAAAGAUUCCUUGUAAUGGAUUGGUAUUGGGGUAGAUUGUUGGAUAAAGUUUACUUAAAUGGGGACUGAGAAAUUCGGAAAUAUCUGGAGCAUGCAAUCACAAGUGUAAUAAACAAGUGAUGGCUUUUGCUCCAUUUUCCGUCUUUCUCGGAGUUGUACAUGUUCCUGCAACAGGGGACCGUACAAUUUUCCCUUAGAUUUGGUGGGAGUUUUGCUUUUGACCCCAUAAUUGUAGAGUCUGGAGUGCCUUUGGCCUUCAAUUCUGUUCAAUGUGUACAAUGAAAUUAGCCUUUUUCA